AUGGCGGUGGCUCAGGUGGAAACCACUCCACAACAACAGCAGCAGCAGAGCAGUGGUGGAGGAGGAGAAGAAAGAGCUGGCGGCGGUGAAAUCGAGAAAACUAGGGCAUUAAUUUGUGCGCUUAAUUUCCUUUCUCGUAAUCUCCCGCUGCCGCAGCAUGUAUUUGAGGCUGUGUCUUCAAUCUACCACGAGGAGGACGGCGACGCCGCCGCUGAUGCAGCGCCGGAAGAGGAUAAUGACGGCGCUGGACGUGAAGUCAACAAUCAAAACGACAGCUCCAAUGUCGUUGGUGGGGAUGAUAUGAUGGCAGAAUUUGAGGUAGCAGUGCUAAAUCAGCGGCAAACUAAUUGUUUAUCAGGUUCUGAACUGGCUGAAUUAAGAGAAAAUCGAUUCCAAAGCCACAUUCAUCGGCGUCUGAUUGAGCUUGAAGAACUCCCAGCAAGUCGGGGCGAGGACUUGCAGUCAAAGUGCUUGAUCGAAUUCUAUGGACUAAAGUUAGCGGACCUGCAGAGAAAAAUAAGAACCGAAGUAAGUGCGGAAUAUUGGCUUCGUUUACAAUGUACCAAUCCUGAGAAUCAGUUGUUUGAUUGGGGCAUGAUGCGAUUACGUCUUCCUUCAUACGGAAUUGUUGAUGCAUUUGUUACUGAUGCUGAAGAUCCCCUGAAAAAGAAACGUGGCCGGUUUGAAGAAGAGAAAAAGGCUGCUCUUGGUAAAUUUUUUGCAGAUUUGAUGAAUACUUUUUCUGAAUUACAAUUGCAAGUACAGGGUGCUCAAAGAAGGCGGAAAAAACGCAAUGACGGUGUUCAGGCAUGGCAUGGAAAGCAAAGGCAAAAAGCUUUAAAGGCAGAGCAAAAGAGAAUGCAAGCUCUGAAAAAUGACAAUCAAGAGGCUUACAAUAAAAUGGUUGAGGAGAGCAAGAACGAAAGAUUGACUGAGCUUCUUGAGAAAACUAAUGAGAUUCUAGGUAAUCUGGGAGCUUUUAUUAGGCUUCAAAAGGAAAAAAAUGCUGAUAAUGAGGGCAUUCAAUUGAAAGGCUCAGAUGUUGGCCUACCUGAGUUGUCUGCUUCAAAGGGUGAAACUCAAUCUGAUGGUCAUGUAGUAAAGAAAGGUGAUUUGCUUGAAGGUCAAAGACAGUAUAAUUCAGCCGUCCAUUCAAUUGAAGAGAAGGUAACUAAGCAACCAGCCAUGCUUGUGGGGGGAGAAUUAAGAUCAUAUCAGUUAGAAGGGCUUCAGUGGAUGCUGUCUUUGUUCAAUAACAGUCUCAAUGGGAUUUUAGCUGAUGAGAUGGGGUUAGGCAAGACAGUUCAAACCAUUUCUUUGAUUGCAUAUCUCAUGGAAAAUAAAGGGGUGGCCGGACCACACUUGAUUGUUGCCCCGAAAGCUGUACUGCCUAAUUGGAUGAAUGAAUUUGCAACCUGGGCUCCAAGUAUUGUAGCUGUUCUAUACGAUGGGCGGCGAGAUGCAAGGAAGGCCAUCAGAGAACAGUAUUUUGGAGAAGGGAAGAAGUUUCAUGUGAUGAUUACUCAUUAUGACCUUAUUAUGAGGGAUAAAACCUAUUUGAGGAAAAUUCAGUGGUACUACACGGUCAUUGAUGAAGGACAUCGACUUAAAAAUCAUGAUUCUGUUCUUGUACAAACCAUUGUUAAUGGCUACCACACAAGAAGGAGACUCCUGCUGACUGGUACCCCUAUUCAGAAUAGCUUGCAGGAACUUUGGUCUCUACUCAACUUUCUGCUCCCCGACAUUUUCAAUUCGGUUGAUAAUUUUGAGAAAUGGUUCAACUCCCCUUUUAUGGAUAAAAAAAACAGUACUGUGACUCUAACAGAAGAGGAACAACUCUUGAUCAUUCGGCGAUUGCACCAAGUUAUUAGGCCAUUCAUAUUGCGAAGGAAGAAAAACGAAGUAGAGAAGUGUCUUCCGGGAAAGACACGGGUGGUGCUUAAAUGUGACAUGUCCGCAUGGCAAAGGAUAUAUUAUCAGCAAGUCACAGACAAAGGGAGAGUUGGACUGGAUAAUGGAAAAGGAAAGAGCCUACAGAACCUUACAAUGCAACUCAGAAAAUGUUGUAAUCAUCCGUAUCUGUUUUUAGAUAGUAAUGAUCGGCCAAAGGGGGAGGAGAUAUUCAGAGCCUCGGGAAAGUUUGAGCUUCUGGACCGCUUACUACCCAAACUGCGCAGAGCUGGGCAUAGAGUCCUCCUUUUCUCGCAGAUGACUCAUCUCAUGGACAUUCUUGGAGCCUAUUUGGAAAUGCAGGGGUAUAAAUUCCUUAGACUUGAUGGGUCGACAAAUACUGAGGAAAGGGGAGAUUUACUGCGGAAAUUCAAUGCUCCAGAUUCUCCUCAUUUCAUUUUUCUCCUCAGCACACGAGCUGGAGGACUUGGUUUAAAUCUACAGACGGCAGAUUCGGUGAUCAUGUUUGACAGUGAUUGGAACCCACAAAUGGAUCAACAGGCAGAGGAUCGAGCUCAUCGGAUUGGCCAAAAGAGUGAGGUCCGGGUGUUUGUGUUGGUGAGCGCUGGAACAAUUGAAGAAGUCAUCUUGGAGCGCGCCAAAAAAAAAGAUGGGGAUAGAUGCCAAAGUUAUUCAAGCUGGAUUGUUCAACACAACUUCCACAGCUCAAGAUAG
Molecule: messenger RNA, 2625 nt
Organism: Oldenlandia corymbosa var. corymbosa
Lineage: Eukaryota; Viridiplantae; Streptophyta; Magnoliopsida; Gentianales; Rubiaceae
Source: the annotation of a GenBank genome assembly